AUGAUUGUUUUAUUACUACAGCUUUUGGUGAACGGCAAGUGGUCUGUCCAAAUUCGGUCAUGCCAUGCUAGCGUCCGCGGGGCAACAUCCUCAGGUACGUACGAGGUACGAUCGGCGUACACGCUAGCUCGCUACCGAUUCCGUAAACAGACGGCUUUCCCCCUUCCGGUCUCUUUCCGGCUCAUCUGGGCGCGAGGCUGUACACGCCACCCCCUCCCUACUGCUCUCCAUACCUUCCUUACCUCCCCCUCCAAUACGCCCCUCUCCUCCACUCCCUGCCGAUGGGCCCUCCCUCACGCACAUGCCCCAACAGUUGCUCCCUGGCUGCUUCCCCCCGAGCUGCUUCCCGGGGUCGCCUAUUUUGACGCGGAGUCGGGCGUGACGGUGCGUAAUGGAGACGAGGAGGCCCAGAUUGCCGCCACCUGGGCUGAUGUGUUUGCCUCGCGCCGGCCCUGCAACACCAUGCAGCUCGAGGGCCGCUGCAGGCUGCUGCGGCAAGGAGGAGCUCCCGCCGCCGUCUCUUUCGACGGCACCUCCUGCACUGUGACCCUGGACGAUUACCUUAGCCUGGAGCCUGCCUGGGAGGCGGCGUUUUGGAGCCCGGACUUCACGGCCGUGUGGGUCAUGAUGCAAGCGGAGGAUGCCAGACCCAAGGCCUUUAGCUUUGAAGGCAUGCUGCAAUGCGCGGUGGAGGACAAGGCUUCUGCUGCCUCCUCCGGCCGCGGCCUGCCCCCACUUCCAAGCAAGCAGUGGACGAUGGAGGUCCUUUCCAAGAGCACUGAUGAGGCCACCGGCGUCGUAACGCAAAAGUACUUUCGGUACAGCCAGGCGGGCCUUAUGAGCUCUCAACGGCUUCGUCAGGGCCCCUGCGGCGUCCUCCUGCCGCCGAGCGGGCUCAAGUCGUUUGCCGGUGACGUUGCUGUCGUACUGUUGUACGACAGGGCUGUUGAGGAAUCUGAGGUCCGCGACCUUGCAACGUUUUACGGGUCACGCUUCGGUUGGGGUAGCCUCCAGUACUAA
This is a messenger RNA of Volvox carteri f. nagariensis, 1020 nucleotides long. RefSeq lists its product as uncharacterized. The record is from RefSeq and is a predicted model, not a curated record. NCBI's taxonomy places the organism in Eukaryota, Viridiplantae, Chlorophyta, Chlorophyceae, Chlamydomonadales, Volvocaceae. The transcript is spliced from 3 exons. Bases 1 to 1020 code for a protein of 339 amino acids.